This is a messenger RNA of Lodderomyces margitis, 1623 nucleotides long. RefSeq lists its product as uncharacterized. Gene Ontology annotation, molecular function: transmembrane transporter activity. Bases 1 to 1623 code for a protein of 540 amino acids. Gene Ontology annotation, biological process: transmembrane transport. NCBI's taxonomy places the organism in Eukaryota, Fungi, Ascomycota, Pichiomycetes, Serinales, Debaryomycetaceae. The record is from RefSeq and is a predicted model, not a curated record. The transcript has a single exon. Gene Ontology annotation, cellular component: membrane.
AUGUCAGAGGCCCUUGAACGCCAAUACCACUCCAACCAACUAAUGGCAUCUCAUUUCCCUAAGAGAUUAACAGCAUUGAUUGUAUCUGUGUUUGUUGCCUUGGCUGCUGGUACCCCUUACAUGUAUGGGGUCUACUCACCGCAAUUGAUAAAGCAUAUAGGCCUAACUGCCUCGGAUUCGGCAACGAUUUCAUUAGCUACUAAUAUUGGGUCUGGGGUUGGCGGAUUGCCAGGAGGACUUCUUAUUGACCACUUUGGCCCCCAGGUCAGUAUAUUUGUUGGAUCAUUGUGCAUACUUACAGGGUAUUUUACCAUGUUUAAGAUUUACCAACAUCAGUAUAGCAACUUGUUUGUUAUAUGCAUUGCCAUGGCUCUUAUGGGAUUUGGAUCUAUCACAAGUUAUUUUGCCACCUUGAAAGCGUCUCAGGCCAAUUUUCCCAAACACAAGGGUGUUGCUGGCGCUUUACCAGUCAGCUGUUUUGGGUUUUCUGCAACCGUUUUUUCUAUAAUAUCGGCAUCGUUCUUUAAGGACAACACUGGUGGCCUUUUGCAGUUCUUAGCUUUCUUUUGCGGAUCAGUCACAUUAUUAGGCUCCUUUUUUGUCCAUGUUUAUGUUGGCGAUGAAGAGGAUGAACGAGAGAACAACCUUUUGACACCGAUUGAAGGGAAUGCGGCCCAACAGCAUUCAGCUUUAGAGGAAGAAGCUGCUUUGACAUCUGAUAUAGAGCCGCCUCCACAAUCUUUGACCAGAUCUGAUUCCUUAAAUGGGUCAUUUUCGUUUUGGGGAAUUGGGACCAGGACCCCAAGAUCAUCGAUAAGCUUACAAGAUUCCGAAGCCACUGAAGUAGCGCGAAGUUUGCUAGAGGUAGAACAAGCCAAUAAGCAACCGAAACCAAGGGCUAGUCCUAUUGAAACCAUAAAGCAUCGUCUUGUUGACAAAAUUUACUUGGUACAUUACUUUAUUGUAUCAAUAACCGCCGGAGUUGGUCAAGUCUACAUAUAUAGUGUAGGCUUUAUUGUUGCUGCACAAUACUAUUACAACAAAGAGCAUGAUGUGCAUCCAAAGUAUGACCUAGUGGCCAGGACUCUUCAGAUUGCGGUCCAUGACCCAGAUGCUGCUUCCAUACAAGCUCUACAGGUGUCAAUUUUGUCAAUCGCUUCCUUCUUAGGUCGUAUUUUUGCAGGUUUUGUUAGUGAUUACAUCCACAAAACAUGGCACAUUCAGAGGCUUUGGAUAGUACAGGCCACGUUAAUUGUCCUUUCAUUGGCCCAGUACAUUACAAUCUCAAAUACUGCGUCAUUCCAUUUGACUGCAGUAGCCUCGACCUUAACUGGGGCCUGCUAUGGACUCAUCUUUGGAACUUACCCAGCCGUCAUAGCUGAUUCGUAUGGCACCAAAACAUUUUCGACCAAUUGGGGCUUGAUCUGUACAGGGCCGCUUCUUACAUUGUAUGCCUUGAAUAAGUACUUUGGGUGGAUUUACGAUAGCCAAACAGAUGGCGAGACGGGAAUUUGCUAUCUUGGUAAUGAGUGCUACAAGGGAGCAUUCGAACUAAGUUUUAUCUUGUGUGGUAUUGCCUUUUUGGUAUCUGCUGGAUUGAUCUAUAGGCAAAGAAACAAAUAG